This is a messenger RNA of Candida dubliniensis CD36, 963 nucleotides long. RefSeq names its product bifunctional N-glycosylase/AP lyase (gene NTG1). The transcript has a single exon. Gene Ontology annotation, biological process: nucleotide-excision repair; base-excision repair, AP site formation; base-excision repair. Gene Ontology annotation, cellular component: nucleus. The record is from RefSeq and is a predicted model, not a curated record. Gene Ontology annotation, molecular function: oxidized pyrimidine nucleobase lesion DNA N-glycosylase activity; DNA binding; DNA-(apurinic or apyrimidinic site) endonuclease activity. Lineage: Eukaryota; Fungi; Ascomycota; Pichiomycetes; Serinales; Debaryomycetaceae. Bases 1 to 963 code for a protein of 320 amino acids.
AUGAAACUGACAAAAAGAGUGAUUUCUAACACAUCUAGUUUCAGCAAGAGAAUCAAAUUGGAACAUAUUGAUGUUGAGAUUGAAUCUGAAACUACCGAACUAGCCCCAAAUGUAUUUACAAAAAUAGAUCCUGAAGACAUACACAACUGUAAAGGUCCCCCAAAAUGGUCCGAAAUUUAUAAUCAACUAGUUUGGAUGAGAAGUAAAUUUCUUGCACCCGUGGACACUCAAGGCUGUGAAAGAAUGCCAAAUGCUAUCAAUGCAAACAUUAAACUUAGAAAUCCCAAAGUCUACCGUUUUCAGCUUUUGAUAUCAUUGAUGUUGUCGUCGCAAACAAAAGACGAGGUCAAUUACCAGGCCAUGAAGAACUUGCACGAGGGAUUGUUAAAAGUGCACCCAGAUGGAUUGUGUAUAGAAAGCUUACUGAAAUUGUCUGAAGCUGAAAUCGACAGUUAUAUAAAAAAAGUUGGAUUCCAUAAUCGUAAAGCACAGUAUAUUAAGAAAACAUGUUCUAUACUAAUGGAGAAUUUUGGUGGUGAUAUACCAAAAACUAUCGAAGAAAUUGUUGCGCUUCCUGGGGUGGGUCCAAAAAUGGGAUUUCUUCUUUUACAAAGUGCAUGGGGUAUAAAUGCCGGAGUUGGUGUUGAUGUUCAUUUGCACAGAUUGGCGCUAAUGUGGGGCUGGGUUUCUCAAAAGGCCAAUACACCAGAAAAAGCUCGACUUGAACUACAAGAAUGGUUGCCCAAGAAUUAUUGGGCAGAUAUCAACCCGUUGGUUGUUGGUUUCGGGCAAGUAAUCUGUGUACCACGUGCGGCAAAUUGCGAUAUUUGUUCAUUGGCCAGAGAUGGGUUAUGUAAGAAUGCAAACAAGAAGUUAUUAAGAACCCCAUUGUCUGAAGAACGGAUUAAUAAGUUGUCAAAACAAAGAGCCGAUCUUUCGCAACUACUCAAGGAGUUUAUAUAA